This is a messenger RNA of Nasonia vitripennis (jewel wasp), 1287 nucleotides long. RefSeq lists its product as uncharacterized. The transcript is spliced from 5 exons. Bases 506 to 931 code for a protein of 141 amino acids. The record is from RefSeq and is a predicted model, not a curated record. Lineage: Eukaryota; Metazoa; Arthropoda; Insecta; Hymenoptera; Pteromalidae.
AAAGCUCGAGCGCUCUGUCGUUCCCGAAAAUUCGACCUGUCGCGAAAAAUUCACGCCGUUUUAGCGGAGCUUUAUCGCGACGAGAGCGAGACAGAGAGCUUGCAGAAAGCUCGCGAUAGUCGCCCGGCCGGGGAUCAAUAAUACGACUGCGCGAGCCGGCACGAAUGCCUUAUGCGUCUUCGUUAUGUCUCCCGAGCUUUUUGAGCUUGCGACAGAGCUUGCACUCACCUCGAAUAGUACGACGUCGCGACAAUUACUGCUGUGAGAGCUUGCGGUCAGUUGACGAAAGUUUAGGUGGAAAGAAAGCAGCUUGCAGCUCCCGUGCCGGGGGUUGCGAUGCGAGACGAAGCAGACGCGGCGCAAGACCACCCGACUCUGGUGGAGAGCGGUAAGCAGUCUGCAAUUGCACGAUUGCAAUAGAGCACUAAGGAGGUUCAGAGAUAAGAUCCAAGCGAAAGAAGCACUAGAUAAUUGAUUCUUAAUCGAAAGCUUUCAUUUUUGCACAAUGAUAGCAUUAGCAGCUGCAACACUGUUACACAUUAUGAAACUUUUUAUUGCGCACAAAAAAGAUGCUGUUGUCAGCAAUCAGAAUAAUACUGGAAUAUGUUUUUGUGGAGAUGAUAGGAUAAUUCACCUUAUUUCUAUCAUAUCGAAGAUUGAGUACGAAAAUUUACUCAAAAAAAUAGCUGUCAACUGCAUCAUGAUAAUCGAGAUUUUGGAACAAUUGAUCAUGAACAAAUUCUCAAUAACAAGAAUGUUUGAAAUUCAUUUCUAUUUUGGUGUUCAUUCUUGGUUAAUAGCAAUUCACAUGGGAUUGAAUUCCUUUAAAAACCGUCAUAAAUUCUACUCAUCGUUCUGCCUUUUAAUACCUGAAUAUGUAUCAGAUUUCGAAAAAGUGUAUUUAAAACAAUAUACUUGUUGGAACAAAUGAUUGAAAUUCUAUAAAAUAUGCGUAUUGUUUCGUAGAUUAUUGUUAAAAUAUUAACGUUUUUGGAUUUUUAAAUAUAAGAUCACAUGUAGUAAAGUUUGAUCUGUCAUUUUAUUCGUAGCUACAUAUGCUGAAGAAGAAAUAAAUGAUUGGUUUAAUAAUAUUCAAAUUUUUACGAAUAUUAACGAAUCGAAAAGAAUAAAUAGUUUUGAAACGCAGUCUUUAUUGAAAUAAGCUAUGUACAAAAACAAAUGUACAAUGUAAGACAAAAUAUAACUCGUGAGUAUAUUAUGUAAUUUUUUUACUUAAUUUUUUUCAUUCUUAUUCAAAUAAUAAAUUGCGCAUGAUACAUUAUACAU